Molecule: messenger RNA, 466 nt
Organism: Eurypyga helias (sunbittern)
Lineage: Eukaryota; Metazoa; Chordata; Aves; Eurypygiformes; Eurypygidae
Product: RNA-binding Raly-like protein
Exons: 5
Cellular component (GO): nucleus
Molecular function (GO): RNA binding
Source: RefSeq, a predicted model, not a curated record
AUGGCAGCAUCAUCACACAGUUCUGUUGUUAAUACUGUAGAGAUGGCAUAUGUCUCUGGUGGUUAUGUCUUUGAUUAUGAUUACUACAGAGAUGAUUUCUACAAUCGGUUGUUUGAUUACCAUGGCCGUGUCCCCCCACCACCCCGUGCAGUGAUUCCACUGAAGCGUCCUCGUGUGGCUGUGACAACAACUCGCAGAGGCAAAGGGGUUUUCUCCAUGAAAGGAGCAUCACGAUCCACCUCAAGUGGGGCUUCUUCCUCAGGAUCCAAAUCACCCACCUGUCUUCCCCUGCCCCUUAUGUGGAGUGAUACUGUCCUUGGAAGCGUCACUGGAAGAGGAAGAGAAAGAUCAGUGAAAUCAGAUGAAUUGCAAACAAUCAAGAAGGAAUUAACCCAAAUCAAAACAAAAAUUGACUCUUUGCUAGGGAGACUGGAAAAGAUUGAAAAGCAGCAAAAAGCUGAAGCAG